Messenger RNA from Aureobasidium namibiae CBS 147.97, 477 nucleotides. RefSeq names its product FAS1 domain-containing protein. The record is from RefSeq and is a predicted model, not a curated record. Lineage: Eukaryota; Fungi; Ascomycota; Dothideomycetes; Dothideales; Saccotheciaceae. The coding region runs from base 1 to 477 and encodes 158 amino acids. The transcript is spliced from 2 exons.
AUGUCAGGCAGCGGCGUCACCAUAUCCGACGUGCUCAGCAGAGAGCGCAACAUCAACAUCUUCGCUGGUUUCACUCGCGAUAUCGAGUCUGUGUCGAGACGCCUCGAAGCUGGCUCGCACAACACCACAUUGCUCGCGCCCCUCAACUCGGCCAUCACUAGACUGCCUAGAAAGCCAUGGGAGGAUCCACAAGACUAUGCUGCUCUCGGCCAAAACGCAUAUGACGGUCAAGACGGCGAGGACAGAGCGCAUAGGAAUUUGAGGCGUUUUGUCGAGGCACACGUGGUUCCAGAGUCGCCAUGGGCCGAGGGCCAUAAGGUACAAACCCUGGGUGGAGAUACAGUAUGGUGGGAAGAGAAGGACGGAAAGAAACUGGCAAGUUUUAUUCAGCCUGGAGGUAUUCAAGUCUCGAGUAUUCCCAACAAGGUCGCCAACGGAGAAGUCUGGGUAUUGGAAGGUGCUCGCAAUUAUGCUUAA